Messenger RNA from Xylaria bambusicola, 2400 nucleotides. RefSeq names its product putative AAA family ATPase/60S ribosome export protein Rix7. Gene Ontology annotation, molecular function: ATP hydrolysis activity; ATP binding; preribosome binding. Gene Ontology annotation, cellular component: nucleus. The coding region runs from base 139 to 2346 and encodes 735 amino acids. The transcript has 2 exons. Gene Ontology annotation, biological process: ribosome biogenesis. The record is from RefSeq and is a predicted model, not a curated record. Lineage: Eukaryota; Fungi; Ascomycota; Sordariomycetes; Xylariales; Xylariaceae.
AUUGCAUAUGAGCAAAAAAAGAUAUACAAAACGAUCUCGUCGCAGGCCAAGGCAAAGUAGAAGAGUAUAAAACUUUUGUCGCGGUUCUAAUGCGGAUCACUCUUUUUCAUCCCUCUGUAAAAUUAUAACACCUCUGCCAUGCCUCCCCGGAUGUUGCAGGGUCUGGACCGAGACGUUUACCAGAUCAUCCGCAAAUUCGAGGAUCAGCACGUCGAUGAAAAAAAGCCUCCGAAAUUCACUGUUUCAGGCGUAUACGACUCUAUUAAACAUUCGAAUUCAAGCCUGGCUCGCCAGAAAAAGCGUCCACUUGAGGACUCGAUAGAAAGGGUUCUUCGUCUUCGGCGAGAAGAAAGGCAAGAAGACGACGAAGAGGCUGAGAUUGAGGAAGCAGCAGCAUCAAAAUCACCCAAGCCGAAGGAAAGGGACUACUACUUGUUGAACAAACAAAUCACAAAGUCCUGGAAUAUCCCCAAAGCACAAUCCUCUGAGAUGACCACUCCAGAACCACAAGCCAGCUUAGAGGCAAAGAGGCAACCUAAUGGAGAGCCCAGGACUAAGAAACGCAGAGCCGAGCGUAAGGAGAAGGAUGACCGCACUCCUCCGACAGAUAUUACUCUAAGAGACCUUGGGGGUAUGGAAGCUGCUAUAGAAGUUCUUGUCACAUCAAUCACUUUUCCAAUGAGAUACCCCCAAUCAUAUCAGCGAGGCUCUGUAAAGCCCGCUCGCGGCGUGCUGAUACACGGCCCCCCCGGCUGCGGAAAGACCAUGUUGGCGAAAGCAUAUGCUGCAGAAUUAGGAAUAGCUUUCAUCUCCGUGUCUGCUCCGUCUCUCGUGGCUGGCAUGUCUGGAGAGUCAGAGAAGAAAAUCCGAGAACUCUACGAUGAGGCCAGAAACCUUGCCCCGUGCUUGGUGUUCAUCGACGAAAUAGAUGCCAUAAUGGGCAAGCGAGAAAAUGCACAACGAGAGAUGGAGAAGCGGAUAGUCGCCCAAAUGCUGACCUGCAUGGAUGACUGCGAUCCGCAGAAAAUGGACGGCAAGAUGGUCGUCACGCUUGCCGCCACAAAUCGACCAGACAGUAUAGAUCCGGCACUACGAAGAGCUGGCAGAUUCGACCAAGAAAUUGCCCUUGGAAUCCCCAACGAGGUAGCCCGUGAAUCUAUACUGCGCAAGAUGCUAGGCAGGACACGAGUUGCCGAUGACGUUGACUGCAAAGUCUUGGCCAAGAGGACGCCAGGUUUUGUUGGAGCAGAUUUGGAGAGCCUGAUCUCAGUGGCUUCGAACGACCUGGUCAAAGAAAUAGUGUCUAAAAUUGCGCAGGAAUCUUCAUCCUCUACCAUGGAUGUAGACUCCGAUACACAAGACAUCCCUAUCAUCAAGUUACAUGAUGCAAUCAACGCUGAAACCCGUCCGCCUAUGCCUGACGAAAGCUUUGUACUCACCAUGCAUCAUUUUCUCGAGGCUCUCACACGUGUACAGCCUUCGUCGAAGCGCGAAGGCUUCUCGACGAUCCCUGAUACCACGUGGGCUCAUAUUGGCGCUCUCGACAAUGUACGGAAGCGCUUGAUGCUCGCUAUCGUGGAGCGCAUCCAUCAGCCCAAGAUGUUCAAGUCUGUCGGUCUCGGCGGUCCUUCAGGCGUACUUCUCUGGGGACCCCCGGGCUGCGGCAAGACUUUACUAGCCAAGGCUGUAGCCAACGAGUCCAAAGCGAAUUUCAUCUCCGUUAAGGGUCCAGAGCUACUCAACAAGUACGUUGGUGAAUCAGAACGCUCCGUGCGUCAAGUCUUCAGUCGUGCUCGUGCCUCCGCCCCCUGUAUCGUAUUCUUCGAUGAGUUAGACGCCCUGGUGCCGCGCCGGGACUCGAGCGGUACCGACUCGAGUGCAAGAGUGGUAAACCAGCUCCUAACAGAGCUCGACGGAAAGGACAGCCGCUCAGGAGUGUAUGUCAUAGGCGCCACCAACCGGCCAGACAUGAUCGAUCCCGCCAUCCUGCGACCUGGUCGGCUCGGCACCAAUAUCUUCAUCGGCCUGCCCGACGCAGACGGACGUGUGGAGAUUCUGAAAUCCCUCAUUCGUCGCGUGAUGCCCUCGUACAAAGAUUUCGAUGUGCUGGAGACCGUGGCUCGGGACAGGCGGUGCGACGGGUUCAGCGGCGCUGAUAUUGAGAAUCUACACAACGCUGCGGCCGAGGCUGCUAUAACAAGAACAAGUUCCGAAGGAGGCGGAGAAGAGACGGAGAUUAGCAUAUUAUUGGCGGACUGGGAGAUAGCUCUCAAUGAGACGAAACCAAGCGUGUCAGAUAGCCACUCGAAGAAGUUUAGAGAGUUGAAAGAAAUCGGAUGGGAAUAAGUAUCACUUAUGUCCCCAUAAUCCAAUGAAUAUACACCCAUUUUCAUGAUGUAA